Stylonychia lemnae is the source of this 804-nucleotide messenger RNA. NCBI's taxonomy places the organism in Eukaryota, Ciliophora, Spirotrichea, Sporadotrichida, Oxytrichidae. The record is from the annotation of a GenBank genome assembly.
AUGGAGCGAAUUAAUUAAGAAUUUUUAUUUACUUCAGCAGUAAUUCGUCGACCCUGCAAACAGCUAAUAAAUGGUCUCACAACUUAGGAUAUAGAUAAACCAGACUUUGAUGUCGCAAUAUUACAGCAUUCGGAUUAUGCUAAGACUCUAAUAGAAAGUGGAAUAAAGAAUCUUAUUGAACUAGAUGCUAGAGAAGAUUACCCAGAUUCAGUCUUUGUUGAGGAUACUGCAGUAGCAUUACCCAAUUAUUUGCUAAUAACUUAGCUUGGUGCUAUUAGCAGAAGAGGUGAGUUUACAGAGGAUAUUAGAGAAGCUUUUGGAAAAUUCUAUUCUUAAGAAAACAUUAUUGAAAUGACAGGAAAUGAAUACCUAGAUGGUGGUGAUGUUAUGAGAGCUGGAAAUACCUAUUUCAUAGGCUUAUCAACUAGGACUAAUUAAGAAGGGGCAGAUAAAUUGAUAAAGAUACUCUAGGAAAAGGAGGGAUUAAAUGGUAUUGCCCUUAAUCUUCCAGAAGGACUACAUCUUAAGACUAUAGUUACCUAUCUUGAUGAAAAUUUGCUUGUGGGAAUUAAAACAAUUGAAAACAUUCCGGAAUUUGAUAAAUAUGAAAAGAUUAUAGUAGAAGAAGAUGAGAGGCAUGGAGCAAAUAUUUUAAAUAUUAAUGGAAACAUUGUAGUACCAGGAUCCUGCCCUAAACUCCAUAAAGUUUUAUAAGAUAGAGGUUACACGAUUAAGCCAGUGAUAUGUGAUGAAUUCAGAAAGAUUGAUGGCUCUUUAACUUGCAUGUCGGUAUUGAUCUAGUGA